Messenger RNA from Fusarium mangiferae, 1077 nucleotides. RefSeq lists its product as uncharacterized. The coding region runs from base 1 to 1077 and encodes 358 amino acids. Gene Ontology annotation, molecular function: DNA binding. Gene Ontology annotation, biological process: DNA recombination; double-strand break repair. Gene Ontology annotation, cellular component: nucleus. NCBI's taxonomy places the organism in Eukaryota, Fungi, Ascomycota, Sordariomycetes, Hypocreales, Nectriaceae. The transcript is spliced from 3 exons. The record is from RefSeq and is a predicted model, not a curated record.
AUGGCUUCUGAAGCUCGAGUCCUCAAGGUCCCCCGGAGUGACGACAAGUCUUCCUUUGUCCUUUUACAAGCCACACCCAAGGGUUCAAAGCAACUUGAUUUGAAGCUGGUGGGUACUGAAGGAGAGGAACCUUACGUCGCAUCCUUGAAACAUGAUAAGGUCGUGUCUCUCCGUGUGAAGAAUUGUCCUGCUUCAGAGAGCGAAUGGCAGCAGAUUCUCGAAGACUUGUUUCAGCAGGUACCCCUUCCAGAUAUUCAAGCCACAGCCACGGUCCAGAGCGAAAAGUCUAUCUCAAUCACCAUUCGAAAGGACAUACAGGGUAUCACUCAACGUCUGGGCUCAAUCACCCUCGAUCAUGAUCCAGAUGAGGCCAUUGAGUUAUUCGAUUGGUGUGGUGCAGCGGUCGAGGCCUCUACCUCAAGUAAAGAAACUGCGGCAAACCUGUCGGCAAAAUCCUCCGAGUCGGAGGCUGUUGUGGCCCAGCUCCAGUUACAGCUGGAAGAGUUAAUCAAAGCGAAGGAAGAGGAUGAAACAGCGUUGCUGAGGAAGUUCAGGGAUCUCAUCAACGAGAAGAAGCUCAGAAUUCGUGAACAGCAGCAAGUAUUAAACACAUUAUCAACAAAUCCCAGCAUGGCGGGUCAAUCUCAGCGUUCCCAGGCUGUCGAAGCCUCUGUUCAGCAACCGAAACCAAAGAAGCCUAUUCGUCAAGCUGGCAAGUCAAGGGCGUCGAAAAGAAAGGCUCCUGCGUCAAGAAGACUUGAAGAAUCAGACGACGAUGACGCUGUUGACACGAUGAGCGUCGACCUUAAGCAGGAGGCCGUGGAUACGGAUCCCGGAAACACCACAGAAGCGACAGCAUCCGGUGAUAGUGACGACGAAGAUGACGAUGGGCUUGACUCAGGACCCCCUCAGCAGAACAAAGCGCCAUAUGCUGUUUCACGAGGAAAGACUGCUUCCAGAGAGAGCGAAAGACCGCCGCCACCGCGAGCUCUCCCGUUCGAGACAAAGAAGUCGACAAAUGUUGCACCUGUGCCCGCUCCUGCAGGGAGUGACACUGAAUCUGACGAUGAGCUGUGA